AUGAGAUUGGAGAAAUGCUGGUUCUGUUCUUCUACUGUAUAUCCUGGACAUGGAAUCCAGUUUGUUCGCAAUGAUGCCAAGAUUUUUCGAUUUUGUAGGUCUAAGUGCCACAAGAACUUUAAAAUGAAGAGGAACCCUCGGAAAGUAAAAUGGACCAAGGCAUAUAGGCGAGUGCACGGAAAGGACAUGACACAGGAUUCAACCUUUGAGUUUGAGAGGAAGCGAAACAGGCCUGAGAGAUACGACAGGAAUCUUGCUAACACUGUCCUUAAAGUCAUUUCAAAGAUUGAUAAGAUCCGAGUUGCGAGGGAAAAUAGACACCACACGAUAAGGAUGAAGGGCAAGAAGAAGAAGGAUCAGAUUGAGGGUGCUAAGGAGUUGGAACAGAGCAUCCAUAUGCUUCCCAUUCCUAAGGUCAAAGUGGUGGAACCUCUUAAGGUCAAAGUGGCUGUUUCCCAACAACAACCAGAGCAAAAUCUUGCAAUGGAAGAGUGA
This is a messenger RNA of Lathyrus sativus (Indian pea), 495 nucleotides long. The record is from the annotation of a GenBank genome assembly. NCBI's taxonomy places the organism in Eukaryota, Viridiplantae, Streptophyta, Magnoliopsida, Fabales, Fabaceae.